This is a messenger RNA of Paramecium pentaurelia, 225 nucleotides long. NCBI's taxonomy places the organism in Eukaryota, Ciliophora, Oligohymenophorea, Peniculida, Parameciidae. The record is from the annotation of a GenBank genome assembly.
AUGAGUGAAGAGAAAAGUCUAGCAUCUGCAUCCAAAUCAAUCACAAAGAAACCCUGCUCUUGGAAAUAAAUGUUCCGAAAGAAGAAUUAAGAAGAGCAGAAGAAGAGGGAAGAAUUAAGAAAGUUAGGAGAAGAAAUAGCAAAAACUGAAGAGUUCCUCCAAAAUGCUUGGGCUCUAGUUGCUAAAGUCAUAAAUAACAAAUCUCUUCUAAACUAAUUGAAGUGA